AUGGAUAAUCAAAGAGAGAAGGAAAGAGAUCGGUCCAGACGAGGAGAUAGACCAUCAAGAUUUUCAGAUGCUACACGAGAUAGAUCCAAUGAUCGAGAAAGGUCGGAUGGAAAACGCUUAUUUGUUUCAAACAUACCUUAUGAAUUCCGUUGGACCGAGUUGAAAGAUUUAUUUAAAGAAAAGGUUGGGGAUGUUGCUUAUGUAGAACUUUUUAAUGAUGAGAAUGGAAAACCUAGGGGAUGUGGUGUCGUAGAGUUUACAAAUUCGGAAGCCAUGAAAAAAGCUCUUUUUGUUAUGCACAGAUAUGAACUUAAUGGGAGAAAACUUGUGUUAAAGGAAGAAACUGGUAAUGAAAGAAAUAGACUUAACACUUCAAGAUCAGGAGGUGGUGGAAGUGGAAGAAACAUGAGAGAAGACAAAGAUGGUUGGGGAGUUAAUAAGCCACGAGAGCCAGAAAAUUAUAACACUUAUGGACUGAGUCUACAAUUUCUGGAGUCAAUAAAUGUACAGCCACCAUUAGUUAAGAAAGUGUUUGUUGCUAAUCUUGACUACAAAGCUGACCAUGCAAAAAUAAAAGAAGUAUUUAAGAUGGCUGGUAAAGUUCGUAACAUUGAUCUGGCUGUGGAUAAGGAUGGCAAUAGUCGGGGAUUUGCUGUUAUUGAAUAUGAUCAUCCAGUCGAAGCUGUGCAGGCAAUAUCAAUGUUUGAUAAGCAGAUGUUAUAUGAUAGAAGAAUGACUGUUCGUAUGGACAGAGGUGUAUCUGAUAAGACAGAAGUGAGGCUACCUGAAGGGCUUAAAAGUAUUGGCAUUGGUUUGGGACCAAAUGGAGUUCCAUUGAGAGAUGUAGCAAGGAAUUUGCCACAGAAUUCUGCCCCAAAUAACUUGAAUUUGGCAAAUACUGGUACUACAAUUGGAGCAGGAGUGUUAGGUGCCGUACCGACAGCAAGUGUGGCCCUUAAUGGUCUUGGUACUAGUCUGUCAGCAAAUACUCUGGGAACAAAUGCAGCAUUGAGUGGAAGCUUAAGUUUGCAGGCGUUGGGACUUACAGGUUUGGGAGCAUUGCAAAACCAGCUUUUGCAACAAGGUUUAACAGCGAACGAUCUGGCAACAGUACUAUCACAAGCACAAGCUGCAAAUGUAAAUAGUAACAACAUGGGUCUAAGCUCUGCAGACUUGGGAUCAAAUGUUAUGGGCAAUAGCGGCCUUAGUAAUAAUGUAUUGGGACCAAAUACUACUUUAAGCAGCGGACCACAUUCAGGUAGCCGGCAGCUCGGCGGCGCGCCGGCGCCGGGGCAGGGCUACGGGCGCGACGCGGCGCCCGCGCGCGACAAGCAGUCCGAUAUGGUCAUUAUUACUAAUCUCCCACCAACGGUGACGUGGCAGUUAAUACGCGAGAAGUUCAGCGAGUGCGGCGACGUGAAGUUCGCGGAGAUGACCGCCGCCGAUACCGCCAUCGUGCGCUUCCACAAGGAGUGGGACGCUGAGAGAGCUGUCAAAAUGUUUGACAGGACUCGCAUCGACGGCAGGACUAUCGAUGUCCGCUUCUUU
This is a messenger RNA of Brenthis ino (lesser marbled fritillary), 1548 nucleotides long. NCBI's taxonomy places the organism in Eukaryota, Metazoa, Arthropoda, Insecta, Lepidoptera, Nymphalidae. The record is from the annotation of a GenBank genome assembly.